AUGGACUACGAUGAAGAUGAAUUAGAUUACAACUCACAAGAAGAGCUUGAUCAAUUUGAUGAAGACAAACUUACAAACGAAGAAUACGAUUUACUACAUCAACUCUUGCCUCAGUUGAAAGCCAAGUUAAAGUCUUAUAAUGACGAUGUACCGGAAAUGGCUCUAAAAGAAACUCUUUACUUCAACUACUUCGAAUUAGAGCCAUCCAUUGAAGAGAUUAAAACCAAUUUCAAAAAAAAGAUUAUUAAAGCAAAAGACAACUUCGGUAAGCCAUCACCUGAUGACGAAAUCUUGAAUGCACAGAAGCAAGCAUUUGAAGGGGUUGGUAAUUUGAAAAUUGACGAGGCACCAAAGGAGAAAAGUACAACCAAAGUUAAAGAAACUAAACCAUUCAAAAAAGUUGACAUUGAUAAUGAACUAAUUAGUAAUCCACAAUUUACCAAGCCUCAUAAAUCGUUUGUCGUUAUUGGACAUGUGGAUGCAGGAAAGUCAACGCUCAUGGGAAGACUAUUAUUCGACUAUGGGAUAGUUGAUGCCAAAACAGUCAACAAGCUAGUCAAAGAGAGUGAGAAAAUCGGUAAAGGCUCUUUUGCUUUGGCAUGGAUAAUGGACCAGACAGAAGAGGAGAGGAGUCAUGGUGUUACUGUGGACAUAUGUGCCACUGAUUUUGAAGUUGAUACUACUAAAUUUACCGCCAUUGAUGCACCCGGCCAUAGAGAUUUUGUCCCACAAUUGAUCGGUGGUGUUUCCAAUGCUGAUUUUGCGUUGUUGGUGAUUGAUUCCAUCACUGGCGAGUUUGAAGCAGGAUUCGCAUUGGACGGACAAACAAAAGAGCACACAAUCUUGGCCAAGAAUUUGGGUAUUGAAAAGAUUUGUGUUGUGGUAAAUAAGAUGGAUAAAGAAGAUUGGAAUGAAAAUCGAUUUGAGACCAUAAAGACACAGUUGUUCGAGUUUUUGACAAGCUCCGACGUGGAUUUCCAACCAGACCAAAUCGACUUUGUUCCAAUCUCCGGAUUGACGGGGAACAAUGUGGUAAAGAGAGACCCAUCCAUUGAGUCAUUCAAGUGGUACACCGGUCCGACAUUAGCUCAGUAUAUUGAAAGCGUGCAAGUGCUGGGGACUGAUGAGACAAAUGUCACACAAGAGCCCUUUUAUCUUUCAGUUCAUGACGUUUACAAAGAUAAAGGGGAUUUGAAAGUGAUUGGUAAGAUAAACGGUGGGUAUAUACAACCCGGAGAAACUGUUGUAUUUUACCCCAGCGAGCAGAAAUUACAAGUCCUGUCUGUGCAAGUGUCUCAACAAACUGUUGAUUUUGCUAUUGAAGGGCAAUUGACAACCUUGAUAUUCAAAAGUAGUCAAGUUUCAAAUGAGUCGGUGGAUGUUGUACGUAUUGGGGAUGUUGUAACCAAGGUUCAAUCAUCAAUUAAAACAGUGAAAAAAUUUACCGCAUCUGUACAUUUGUUCAAUAUGGACAAGCCGCUUCUAGUGGGGAUGCCAUUUGUGCUAUUCAGAAAUAGUAGUCAAGUCCCUGCUAGAAUCAGCAACAUCAUAGAGAUUACAAACUCAAAUAAGAAAAAGAAAAAGAAAGUCUUACAUUUGACUUCUAAUCAAAAUGCAGUUGUUGAGAUUGAAGUUGACGGGGGCUCUUCUUUGCCGUUGACUACAUAUGAAGAUAAUGCCAAAUUGGGAAGAAUCGUUCUUCGCAGAGAGGGGCACACAAUUGGAGCCGGAAAGGUGACUGAAGUUUGA
Lodderomyces parapsilosis is the source of this 1749-nucleotide messenger RNA. Its product is annotated as ribosome dissociation factor GTPase. Gene Ontology annotation, molecular function: GTP binding; GTPase activity. The record is from RefSeq and is a predicted model, not a curated record. The transcript has 2 exons. Gene Ontology annotation, biological process: translation. Lineage: Eukaryota; Fungi; Ascomycota; Pichiomycetes; Serinales; Debaryomycetaceae. Bases 1 to 1749 code for a protein of 582 amino acids.